Closterium sp. Naga37s-1 is the source of this 1320-nucleotide messenger RNA. NCBI's taxonomy places the organism in Eukaryota, Viridiplantae, Streptophyta, Zygnematophyceae, Desmidiales, Closteriaceae. The record is from the annotation of a GenBank genome assembly.
AUGGCAUGGGGUGACGCAGGUCAAUGGGGUGAGGUCAAUGGGGUGAGGCAGGUCAAUGGGGUGAGGCAGAUCAAUGGGGUGAGGCAGGGCAAUGGGGUGAGGCAGGUCAAUGGGGUGAGGCAGAUCAAUGGGGUGAGGCAGGUCAAUGGGGUGAGGCAGGUCAAUGGGGUGAGGCAGGGCAAUGGGGUGAGGCAGGUCAAUGGGGUGAGGCAGGUCAAUGGGGUGAGGCAGGGCAAUGGGGUGAGGCAGGUCAAUGGGGUGAGGCAGGUCAAUGGGGUCAAUGGGGUGAGGCAGGUCAAUGGGGUGAGGCAGGUCAAUGGGGUGAGGAAGGUCAAUGGGGUGAGGCAGGGCAAUGGGGUGAGGCAGGUCAAUGGGGUGAGGCAGGGCAAUGGGGUCAAUGGGGUGAGGCAGAUCAAUGGGGUGACGCAGGUCAAUGGGGUGAGGCAGGUCAAUGGGGUGAGGCAGGUCAAUGGGGUCAAUGGGGUGAGGCAGGUCAAUGGGGUGAGGCAGGUCAAUGGGGUGAGGCAGGUCAAUGGGGUGAGGCAGAUCAAUGGGGUGAGGCAGGGCAAUGGGGUCAAUGGGGUGAGGCAGGUCAAUGGGGUGAGGCAGGUCAAUGGGGUGAGGCAGGUCAAUGGGGUCAAUGGGGUGAGGCAGGGCAAUGGGGUGAGGCAGGUCAAUGGGGUGAGGCAGGUCAAUGGGGUGAGGCAGGGCAAUGGGGUGAGGCAGGUCAAUGGGGUGAGGCAGGUCAAUGGGGUCAAUGGGGUGAGGCAGGUCAAUGGGGUGAGGCAGGGCAAUGGUGUGAGGCAGGUCAAUGGGGUCAAUGGGGUGAGGCAGGUCAAUGGGGUGAGGCAGAUCAAUGGGGUGAGGCAGAUCAAUGGGGUGAGGCAGGUCAAUGGGGUGAGGCAGAUCAAUGGGGUCAAUGGGGUGAGGCAGAUCAAUGGGGUGAGGCAGGUCAAUGGGGUGAGGCAGGUCAAUGGGGUGAGGCAGGUCAAUGGGGUGAGGCAGGUCAAUGGGGUGAGGCAGGUCAAUGGGGUGAGGCAGGUCAAUGGGGUGAGGCAGGUCAAUGGGGUGAGGCAGGUCAAUGGGGUGAGGCAGGUCAAUGGGGUGAGGCAGGUCAAUGGGGUGAGGCAGGUCAAUGGGGUGAGGCAGGUCAAUGGGGUGAGGCAGGUCAAUGGGGUGAGGCAGGUCAAUGGGGUGAGGCAGGUCAAUGGGGUGAGGCAGGUCAAUGGGGUGAGGCAGGUCAAUGGGGUGAGGCAGGUCAAUGGGGUCAAUGGGGUGAGGCAGAUCAAUGGGGUGACGCAGGUCAAUGGCAUGGGGUGA